Messenger RNA from Nerophis lumbriciformis (worm pipefish), 2457 nucleotides. The record is from RefSeq and is a predicted model, not a curated record. NCBI's taxonomy places the organism in Eukaryota, Metazoa, Chordata, Actinopteri, Syngnathiformes, Syngnathidae.
AUGUGGCUGGCUACAUUUAUAGACCAUCUGCUCCCUGCACACCUGCUCCACCGGCGAGGGACUGCUACUAUCACCCACUGUGCUCUGCUCUGGUGGAUAUUAUGCUCCUGCUGGUCAUUUACCAAGGCCACCAGCCAAAAGUUCUACCCGACGGUCACCACCCAGUUCGGGAAGCUGCGAGGGCUGAGGGUCCCCGUCCCCAGUGAAGUGCUACGGCCCGUCGACCAGUAUCUCGGGGUCCCCUACGCCGCCCCGCCGGUGGGAGACAAGCGUUUCAUGCCCCCGGAUCAGCCGACCGCUUGGUCGGGCGUAAGGAACGCCACCCACUUCAUGCCCGUAUGCCCGCAGAACAUCCACAGCACAGUGCCGGAGAUAAUGAUGCCCAUAUGGUUCACCUACAACCUGGACACGGUCGCCUCGUACAUUCAAGAUCAGAGCGAGGACUGUUUAUAUCUCAACAUCUACGCUCCGACGGAGGAAGGGAGCCAACACAAGAAAAAGGGGGCAUCUUUUUCUCAUGUUGAGACUCAUAUAUCAGAAGAUAUAAGGGACUCAGAAGCUCGACCCGUGAUGGUAUACAUCCACGGAGGCUCCUAUAUGGAAGGCACCGGGAACAUGAUGGAUGGCAGCGUGCUGGCCAGCUACGGGAACGUUGUUGUCGUCACGCUCAACUACAGAAUUGGAAUAUUAGGAUUUCUCAGUACUGGAGACCAGGCCGCGAAAGGAAAUUACGGACUUCUAGAUCAGAUUCAAGCUCUUCGUUGGAUCAGUAAGAACAUCGGCUAUUUUGGAGGGGAUCCGGGUCGUAUCACGGUUUUUGGAUCUGGAAUCGGCGCUUCCUGCGUCAGCCUGCUAACGCUAUCCCACCACUCAGAAGGUUUGUUCCAUAGAGCCAUCAUUCAAAGCGGUUCUGCGCUCUCCAGCUGGGCCGUCAACUAUCAACCGGUCAAAUACACUCGGAUGCUCGCCGAAAGAGUGGGCUGCAACGUGCUGGACACCGUAGACAUGGUCUCCUGCCUGCAGAAGAAGACGGCUAAAGAGCUAGUGGAGCAAGAAAUCCAGCCCGCCCAAUACCGAGUGGCAUUCGGACCGGUUAUCGACGGGGACGUGAUCCCCGACGACCCAGAGAUUCUGAUGGAGCAGGGUGAAUUCCUUAACUACGACAUCAUGCUCGGCGUCAAUCAGGGCGAAGGCCUGCGCUUCGUGGAGAACGUGAUGGACUUAGAGGACGGCGUGUCCGGAAGCGACUUUGACUUUGUGGUAUCUGACUUUGUGGACAGUUUGUACGGUUACCCAGAGGGAAAGGACACGCUGAGGGAGACCAUCAAGUUCAUGUACACCGACUGGGCCGAUAAGGACAAUCCGGAAACUCGACGGAAAACCCUGGUGGCUCUUUUCACAGACCACCAAUGGGUAGAACCCUCAGUGGUGACGGCCGACCUGCACGCCCGCUACGGUUCUCCCACCUACUUCUACGCCUUCUACCACCACUGCCAGAGCCUCAUGAAGCCCGUGUGGUCCGACUCGGCGCACGGCGACGAGGUGCCUUACGUGUUCGGCAUCCCCAUGAUCGGCCCGACCGACCUGUUUCCCUGCAACUUCUCCAGGAACGACAUCAUGCUCAGUGCCGUGGUUAUGACUUAUUGGACCAACUUCGCCAAGAGUGGGGAUCCCAACAAACCAGUACCCCAGGACACCAAGUUCAUCCACACCAAAGCCAACCGCUUUGAGGAAGUAGCCUGGUCCAAGUACGACCCCUACGACCAGCUAUACUUGCACAUCGGCCUCAAACCUCGCAUCCGCGAUCACUACCGCGCCACCAAAGUGGCCUUCUGGAAGCACCUGGUCCCUCAUCUCUACAACCUCCACGACAUGUUCCAUUACACUUCCACCACCACCAAGGCCUCGCCGCUGGACCCCACCCAGUCCGCCGGCAAGCGAUCCGGAGGCACCGGCCGCCCUCCCGUGUCCACGGGCCUGAACGGCGACGAAAGCGGAAGGGAGAUGGGUCCUCUGAUCAUGCCCAACCCUAGAGAUUACUCCACAGAGCUCAGCGUGACCAUCGCCGUGGGGGCGUCUCUGCUCUUCCUCAACGUGCUGGCCUUCGCCGCGCUCUACUACCGGAAAGACAAACGCAGCCGGCAGGAAACGUCGCAGCAGCCCAGCCCUCAACGCGACAGCAAGGGCAACAACGUCAGCCACGCCGCCACCGUGGAUGAGACCCUGUCCAGGAACCAAUGCGAGGCCCUCCACAAUCCUAUUCACGUGUCACCCACCCUGGACUACAACCUGAGCCAGCGCCGCUCUCCCGACGACAUCCCGCUGAUGACGCCCAACAAUAUCACCAUGAUCCCCAACUCGCUGAUGGGUCUCUCCAACAUGAGUCCCUACAGCACCUUCCCGGCUGGCUACAGCUCGGCGGGCUUGCCCAGCACCCACUCUACCACGCGGGUAUAA